Pelagomonas calceolata is the source of this 1266-nucleotide messenger RNA. Lineage: Eukaryota; Pelagophyceae; Pelagomonadales; Pelagomonadaceae. The record is from the annotation of a GenBank genome assembly.
AUGCCGCUCCCCAUCAACUUCAACGCGGUGCUCUCGGAGCUGCUCGCCCAGUUCCUCUUCGUGUUCAUCUGCGCGUCCGCAGCGUCCGCGCCAAUCGCUUCGAUCGCCGCGCGAGGCAGCCCGCGCGCGCGCGCGCGGCGGGGGGACGCUGCCCCCCGGCCGCGCCCGGGGCCCCCGCGCUCGGGCCGCGCCGCGCCGGGCGCCGGGCGCCCGGGCCUGGCGCCCCUCACCGAACGCGGCGGGCGCACGCGGAAACCGCCUUUCUGGAAGGCAGUACAUCACCACGCGCACAACGCAGGCACGGGCUGCGCCACGGGUGUCGCCAACGAGCCGGGCUGGAUCCAGCAGGUGUCGCUCACGUUCGGCCUGACGAUCACGGUACUAGCGUACACGAUCGGCGGCCGGUCGGGCGGCCACAUCAAUGGCGCCGUGACGCUCGGCCUCUUCGCCGCCAAGCAGAUCAAGGCGCCCAACGGGUCGUCGGAGUACAAGGACGCGGCGCCCCAGGCCGUCGCGAACAUCCUCGCGCAGCUCCUGGGCUCGACGAUCGGCUCCGCCGCGCUCUCGACGAUCGUGGACCAGAAGGCCGACCUGACGGGCGGCCUCGGCACGAACGGCGUCUCGGACAACUACUCGCAGGGCGAGGCCUUCUUCGGCGAGAUCAUCAUGACCUUCGUGCUCAUGUACGUCGUGCUCGAGACGGCGUGCAACCCCAAGAACGCGGGCAACAUCGUGCUCGCGCCCGUGGCCAUCGGCUUCGCCGUCUACCUCGGCCACGUCGUGCUCAUCCCCAUCGACGGCUGCUCGAUCAACCCGACGCGGUCCUUCGGCCCGGCGGUCGUCGCCUCGGCGCAGGGCCGGACCGAGUCGUCGCGCUGGAAGGACUGGUGGGUCUGGACCUUCGGCCCCUGCCUCGGCGCGCUCAUCGCCGUGGCCUACUACAAGCUCGUCGAGAAGGUCGCCGAGUUCGACUCCACGGAGCAGCAGGUCGGCACGGACCUCGAGGGCGGCGGCGACGCGGCCAAGGCCUUCGAGAAGGUGUCGGAGUUCGCCGGCAAGAUGGCCGCCGACGGCCAGGCCAACCCCUGCGAGGGCCUCGAGAACGCGGCGCAGCUCGAGCUCUUCGUCGACCACUCGAAGAAGGUCGUCGAGCACAUCGAGCACCAGGCCAAGGCGCACGAGGCGCGCGUGCUCACGGCGGCGGCGCGCAAGCAGCUCCAGGAGAUCGACGACACGGCCGUCGGCGGGCCCGGCGGCGACGAGUAG